This is a messenger RNA of Porites evermanni, 656 nucleotides long. NCBI's taxonomy places the organism in Eukaryota, Metazoa, Cnidaria, Anthozoa, Scleractinia, Poritidae. The record is from the annotation of a GenBank genome assembly.
AUUCAUCAUGGACUUUCUCUGGCCUAUUUGUCGUCCCUGCUACAAGAAUAUCGUCCACCACGUAGUCUAUGCUCAUCCUCCAAAUCACUUCUUACUGUCCCCAGUAUGAAUUCUGUGACAUACGGUGAACGUGCGUUUUCCUUCUGUGCACCUACAUUAAGGAAUACUCUUCCUGAUUCUUUUGACAAUGCAGCUUCCCUUUCGUCCUUUAAAUCUGCCCUAAAAACAUUCCUAUUUCGGAAAAUUUAUUAUUAUUAUUAUAAAUUGGCUUUGUGGACACUAUUGGUACUUUUACAGUGCAGAAGUUAGCACCAGCCUUUGUUUCCUGUUCUGCAGUCACCUCUUCUCAAGCUGUCAGACAUGAAAAAGACCUGUGGUUUGCAAUUGACACAGUGACUAUGGAUAUUUGUACAGUUUGGUGCUCAUGCGUUGUUGGGACCAGGAAGUGUUGUAAUCAUGUAAUUGCAACACUCUACAUGUACGAAUAUGCUGUAUCUAACUUGUUCACACACUCAGGAUGCAGCUUUAUGUCAUGUGAAUGGAAUAAAAGUACAUUGAAAAAUACACCAAAGGACGAGCUGACAACCACCUUCGGUGCGAAUUAUGUAAGGGACGUUCAACAGCGUCAAAAUUCCAUGAUGUAUACACAAACGUGA